GUUCUACCCGUGCCGCCAUUUGCGGCCACAGCUGUCAGUCACCAGACCCCAGAUAUUAAUUACUUACCGGAGCCCGGUCAUUUCCACCAUUCACUGAUGGGGAGGAGGACUGUUUUGUUUACUAAUAGUCCUCCUCCCUGUCAGCUCCGGCACACUGCUCUGAGCAGUGUGAUUACAGUGAAGCACAGACAUCCCCCCCCUAGUAAAACACUCCCAGCACACAGUUAACACUUUGAUAACCACCUCAUUUAACGGCAGCAAUCAGUGACUUAUAGUGGGACUGCGGCAGACAUUCUGACACUGAGGGGGAACUGACUUGGUGUCACUGACAUCCCCAGUGACAAUAAUAGAAU
Molecule: messenger RNA, 353 nt
Organism: Staurois parvus
Lineage: Eukaryota; Metazoa; Chordata; Amphibia; Anura; Ranidae
Source: the annotation of a GenBank genome assembly